Molecule: messenger RNA, 762 nt
Organism: Pan troglodytes (chimpanzee)
Lineage: Eukaryota; Metazoa; Chordata; Mammalia; Primates; Hominidae
Gene: TAF10
Product: TATA-box binding protein associated factor 10
Exons: 5
Coding region: 29-685 (218 amino acids)
Biological process (GO): transcription initiation at RNA polymerase II promoter
Cellular component (GO): nucleus; transcription factor TFIID complex; SAGA complex
Molecular function (GO): promoter-specific chromatin binding; RNA polymerase II general transcription initiation factor activity
Source: RefSeq, a predicted model, not a curated record
UCUGUUCGCCGCCUCUCCCACCGGCCCGAUGAGCUGCAGCGGCUCCGGCGCGGACCCCGAGGCGGCGCCGGCCUCCGCCGCCUCGGCCCCGGGCCCGGCGCCCCCGGUCUCGGCUCCCGCCGCGCUGCCCUCCAGCACCGCCGCGGAGAACAAGGCCAGCCCCGCGGGGACAGCGGGGGGGCCUGGGGCUGGAGCAGCUGCUGGGGGCACGGGACCCUUGGCGGCGCGGGCCGGGGAGCCAGCUGAGCGGCGUGGGGCGGCUCCGGUGUCGGCGGGUGGCGCGGCGCCCCCGGAGGGGGCCAUAUCUAACGGGGUUUACGUACUGCCGAGCGCGGCCAACGGAGACGUGAAGCCCGUGGUGUCCAGCACGCCUUUGGUGGACUUCCUGAUGCAGCUGGAAGAUUACACGCCUACGAUCCCAGAUGCAGUGACUGGUUACUACCUGAACCGUGCUGGCUUUGAGGCCUCAGACCCACGCAUAAUUCGGCUCAUCUCCUUAGCUGCCCAGAAAUUCAUCUCAGAUAUUGCCAAUGAUGCCCUACAGCACUGCAAAAUGAAGGGCACAGCCUCCGGCAGCUCCCGGAGCAAGAGCAAGGACCGCAAGUACACUCUAACCAUGGAGGACUUGACCCCUGCCCUCAGCGAGUAUGGCAUCAAUGUGAAGAAGCCGCACUACUUCACCUGAGCCACCCAACCUAAAUGUACUUGUCUGUCCCCAUGUCCCCACACCAGCCUGUUUUCAUAAUAAACUUUAUUGUGACA